Messenger RNA from Truncatella angustata, 750 nucleotides. Its product is annotated as mitotic-spindle organizing gamma-tubulin ring associated-domain-containing protein. Gene Ontology annotation, biological process: microtubule nucleation by interphase microtubule organizing center; gamma-tubulin complex localization; mitotic spindle assembly. The transcript has 3 exons. The record is from RefSeq and is a predicted model, not a curated record. The coding region runs from base 192 to 578 and encodes 128 amino acids. Gene Ontology annotation, cellular component: interphase microtubule organizing center; spindle; gamma-tubulin ring complex. Lineage: Eukaryota; Fungi; Ascomycota; Sordariomycetes; Amphisphaeriales; Sporocadaceae.
ACGGGAUCGUACCGCAAUGAUGUUCAUGUUUUCCAAGUGCUACCUAUAUAAGUAUACAAGCCACUGUUGGUGCAACAUUACUGUACCUGAGUACGACCCACUGACUCCACGGAUAUUGGAGAUGUACCGCCUGAAGCUCCAGAGUGCCCCACUACUGCCCCUCGACGCGCCAGACAGAGAGGCCCCAGCCCAUGGCUUUCCUAACACGCCUGGCGGAGCGAUCCGACUUCUCGAAAGUCCCCAAACUCGAUCCUUUGUCUUCGAAGAUGCCGCCAACUCGAGAAGAAGGCGAGAAGCAGCAGGCGGCUCAGCAAGCCGUGGACAUCUUACACGAAAUCUCGACCAUUCUAAACUGCCAACUUGAUAGGAGGACGCUAUCUAUUUGUAUCUCCAUGAUUGAGAACGGUGUGAACCCUGAGGCUCUUGCUUCCAGUACCUCCGGAAGGAGGCCCAGAAGGAGAAGUUCAGGGGCAGAGAUCGUGGCCAGGAAGUUUAAUGUGCGACUUAAGUUUAACCCAUUCCAGCCGCUAUGUAUGGUUAGGAGUGUGGUGGUAUAUUUCUGCCUGUUGAUGCGUUAAAGGGUUAGGCGUUGCACUGGGAUAGGAGUUCGUCGCACAGUCUUUGGACGAGCUGUUCGCUGCUUCUAAGAGCACUGGAGUACUAUGAAGAUUCAUACCUCAAAUUCCAGCAGAUCCGUACUACAAACGACUUCUCAGUUGAGAAACAUCACAGCUACGACUGAUCGGGAUA